This is a messenger RNA of Phytophthora nicotianae INRA-310, 144 nucleotides long. RefSeq lists its product as hypothetical. The transcript has a single exon. Bases 1 to 144 code for a protein of 47 amino acids. The record is from RefSeq and is a predicted model, not a curated record. NCBI's taxonomy places the organism in Eukaryota, Oomycota, Peronosporomycetes, Peronosporales, Peronosporaceae.
AUGAAGGGACUUCACCACCCGAACAUUGUGCUGUUCAUGGACUCCUGCUCCAAGCCGCCGACGCUGUUGUUGGUGACUGAAUUACUGGCGAACGGAAGCUUCUUCGACAUUCACCACAAGAUGCCGCGACCGGAUCCUGCUUAA